GCCACAGCAGUCUCCCUGGACUGUGUGUCCGCCCUGCGCUGUCCGACACUCUCGCGGCGGACCAUAGUAGCAGCUGCUACUCCAGCAGAAGUGCAGCAAUGGCACUCCUCAGGUCUCGUCCGCCACCACCACUACCAUCACCGCCGACUUCAUCACCACCACUUCCGCCCCACGCUUCUACGAGCAAUUUCGCAGCCCGUUCACCUUCCUCAACUGCGCCGCCGAGUCGCAACGUCGGCAUCGGCGACCAAAAAGCUGCCGCCCCAGCCAUACUCCGGCCCUGCUCUGAACAAGCUGCAUGAGCGCGUGCAGGCGCUUUCUACUUCAGUGCUUCGACCGGAGCCAGGCUCGGUCCCAAUCCCAGCCGAAGAGCGCGUUCUGUAUGUGCUGGAACAACUGGAGUAUGUCGCGAAGCUGAUACUGGAGGAGCGUGGCGCCGAAGGCAACCUGCGAGCAAAGGCCAAAGAGCACAAGGAAAGCGCGACGUCGGCAUUGCUGGGCAUUGUCAAUGCCACGUCCCAUCCCGCUGUCAUCAGCAAAGCAAGCAUCCUGCGUGCAGUCAGUGAGAAGGCCGAGGAGAUUAUGCGUCAUCCGGAUGUAUUCAUCACACCUAACGUCUUGAAAUCGUACGUACAGCUGCAGAGUCUGCUACACGAGCCUUCGUCGUUCCCCGACGUAUUUGACCUCUAUGCGAGAAAGCCAGCACCGAAGCUCACGGGCGAUAAGGUGACAUAUAGUGCUGCCUCUCCAGAGCAGAUCAAGUCUGCGGUGCCUUCUGAAACGGCCCAAGAAGCCCUGGCAGCUGCAAUCGAGGUACAUCAACUCCCUCUCGCAAUUGAUAUCAUCUCCACGUCGUAUUGUACGCCGGCCUUCAAGAAGGCAAAGACUUUCAAGCAGGCCGCGUUUCCUAUCGCAGGACUUGCUGUAGCCCCCCUCGGAGCUUAUACCCUGUCACAAUCGUUCUCGCAUCUGCAACAGACGAUGGAUACAGGGACGGCGACUGGCAUCGCUUUCGCGGGCAUCAUGACUUACGUUGGGGCGGUGGCCAUGACUGGGUACGUGGCAGUGACGACCUCCAACGAUCAGAUGGAUCGUGUCACGUGGGCGAGCGGCGUACCUCUUUGGGAGAGGUGGGUGCGAGAGGAAGAGCGAGCUGCUAUCGAUCAGCUCGCUGGUGCUUGGGGUUUCAAGGACAUAGAUAAGCGUGGAGAAGAAGAAGGCGAAGAAUGGGAGGCGUUACGGGAGUGGAUUGGCUCGAGGGGCAUGAUUCUUGAUCGUGUCAGCUUGAUGCCAGGUAUGGAGUAGCCCCGUCUUACCUUGCUACUUUGUGUGCAUGCAGAAAGGAGCAUGCAUGCCCAAGCUAAGUCGGUCUCUGAAUUGAAUGAGCAGAAGACAUUAUGCUACAUCGAAGUAUUGCACACAGGCACGGCAAUUCACGACACGAACCGAUGACAACUGCGGGAUGAAAUGUUCUCACAGUCCGAAGAUCUACAAACGCAGAAAGCUUGAACUGCGGUCAGGAUCAUGAGCGUGUCCUUCAUACUGCAUGCAUCAACACAAGUGCAGUGAGAAUCGUCACGCCAUAAUGUACCAUCUUUCUGCGGGCGGCGUCGAACCAGACCGUAAUGCUUACAAGUUGCGGUUGUGGGUAAGCCGUUGAAAAGUGAAAGAAUGAAAGAUACCCACUGAGCGACGCAUCUCGGGCGAGGUCCCGUUCAACGCAUAUGCAAUAUAUGUCUGCCCCUCAACAUCGACGCGCAGUCCCAUGAAGAGCUUCCGAGAUGGGUACAGGAUAUCACAUCUCUGGCUUAUAUGUUGCUCGCUCUUCUGCAGAGGAGGAUGCGAAGAGAUCCACCAAAGUGCAUAAGCCCGCUUUCCCAAGCGUUGCGAGAAGGUUCUGAGUCGCUGUGGCGCUCCAUAAUGUCGGCUGAGCGACGGAGGUGUAGAAAAAUCACGUUUUGUAAGGGCCACUGAAGAUGCUGAAGCAAAUUGCCACUCUACGCGGUACGCGAAUGACACACGAGACGCCAUCUCUUGCUCGCGCCGCGUCUAGCUCAUUAAAGUAUAAGCGUCGAUCUUUUCCGUCUGCCGCGACGCACGAUUUCUCCAGCACUGGUCAGAUCUCUUCCCGGCCGCUCUACCCGCCCUACACUUCUCCAUUCUCGGCUCUUCAUGAUGCAACGAUCGCUCCAAGAUGCAGAGAUGCAAGCGUUCCUGACUAGACAACCCGUAGCCGUAGUGACGGUGCGGCGCAACAUUGAAAAGUGAUAAUAGAUCGCGCGUGGCCGAAGCCCCCCAAUGUUCAUUCAGUUAAUUGUAUUUGGUUGCAAUGGUUCCACUACCGAAGCACUGGGUGCUGAACUACUCCUACGAUAACGAUGGCGGUUGUGCUCUUACUGCCCUGGUCAACGGAGAGCGUUUGCAUGUGACUGUUGAUGUGAAGGAACUCCAGGAUCGAUCCAAGGCUGGGAAACAGAUUAGACGAGAGUAUCAGAAUUUGCUGUAUCAAGUCCAAGCAGAGGCCUCUGGCGAAGUGGCCACACAUCAGACUGCUCCCCUCUUCGUGCAAGAGGAUGAAGCAGACUCUUCGGACGACGAGGACAGCGGGGUCGAUGUCAGAAGUCCGUCACAUCGUAGCAAUGCCACUGAUGCUGGUGAUCAACACGACGCUGGCCCAUCCCAGGCACUACAACGUUGGAUUCUGAAGCCAAUCAUUUCCUCGACAUCAUCGCGGCAGAAUACGGAAAAGCGCACAGUACAGGACUGGUAUUUCUGCCCAACACGUUUCUACCAUCUCACAAUUUCUUGUGGCAAGCUUUCUGCCUUGGAAGACGAACCUUCACCGUCCCUGAACAAGCGGAUCGAUCAACUUGUUCCGACCAUUAAUCUCCCCAAGUACAUUCAAAAGCUGAAUGUGCCUCGCUUUGCUGCUUCCGACAUCACGGUUCUCGCCGAAGAUGAAGGACCUGCAGACCAGCCGAUCCGACCCACUCUCGUCGAAUUCCGUGGAAAGGAGUACUUUCUGAAAGCCGUCAACAAUGCCGAACCAGGUCCCACGAAACGGGAAAUCCAAGUGAUGAAGAAAAUCGAGCAGGAGGGCCUCGAACACGAGCUUCGUGUGCCUCUGUUACGAGGGUUGGUACACUUUGAUGGUGACGACACUGCGACGAGGAUGAUGGGCUUUCUGUUGGACGCCAUUUGCGAACCGACGCCCUUGACGACGAUGCUUGACUCCAGUGUUCCUGCCGAGAAGAGACGCAAGUGGGCCGAGGAAUCUGCUAGAAUGGUUGAUGUUCUCCACCAGCAUCAUAUCGUAUGGGGUGAUGCGAAAGGGGACAACUUUAUGGUUGAUAAGAAUGGGGAUCUGUUCAUUAUCGAUUUCGGAGGAUCUUACACCGAGGGCUGGGUUGAUCCCGAGCUGAUGGAGUCUGAGGAAGGCGAUAAUCAAGGUGUUCGACGGCUUGUCAAUGGCCUCGCCGAUCCCGAGCAUAAUACCAUUGCAUACGAAGAAGAUGUCGAUGGUGAUGAGAGUAAAGACGUUGAUGGUGAUGAGCGUGAAGACGUUGAUGUCGAUGAGAAUGAAGAAGUCGUUUCAUGCCAUGAAAAUGACCAUCCCGAGUCUCUGAAGAGAAAACAUCAGGACUCCUCAGAGGAAGAGCAGGUGGAUGCGCAUGCUCGAGUGGCGAAGCAGCAGAAGCAAUCUGAGGACAAUGUGCGAAUACCAUUUGAAACCGAGACGACGACAGUGGCUGCAGCGGCGAACGACGACGACGACGAGACUGAUGAAGUGGUGGAGCAAGAGGAGGCUGCAAAGUACUGCUAUUGCAACACUUCCGAAUCCGGUGGCCCCAUGAUCGCAUGUGACGGCGAGCAAUGCGAGCGCGAGUGGUUCCACUUCAAGUGCGUCGGCAUCGACGAAGCGCCAAAAGAGAAACAAUGGUAUUGUGAUGAUUGUCUUUGACUGCGGAAGAGUAGAAGUUGCUGCUCUUCAAUUGUAAUCGCUAAGCUACUAUUCUGUAUUGAUACCAGGUAGUUUGAUUAUUCUAUUAUAUAUUUAUAUAAAUUCCUCGAUAUAG
Molecule: messenger RNA, 4076 nt
Organism: Sphaerulina musiva SO2202
Lineage: Eukaryota; Fungi; Ascomycota; Dothideomycetes; Mycosphaerellales; Mycosphaerellaceae
Exons: 2
Coding region: 2330-3961 (543 amino acids)
Biological process (GO): protein phosphorylation; regulation of DNA-templated transcription
Cellular component (GO): nucleus; Rpd3L complex; Rpd3L-Expanded complex
Molecular function (GO): ATP binding; protein kinase activity
Source: RefSeq, a predicted model, not a curated record